GCAACGCAAGACCUCCUUCGUCUGUUUCCUUCCUACUUGACGAAGGGGUCAAAGGGGAAUGAACGGGAAAGAAGUAAUACUAGCGAAGAUUCGUGCGUACUUCCAAAAUGCACGCAUCCGCUGUUCUCUUGGCGUCUGUCAAAUCUAUUGUGCCUUCGAAUAAUACGUAGGCACCACUUGAGAGAGGUUAUUGUGAAAAUGCCAUUUGAUCUUCCGGAUGAUAUUCUGGUGGAGGUGUUUACCUACUUGACAGUGGAGGAUAUUGUUCUAAGGAUACGUCAUGUAAACGAACGCUGGGUAGCCGUCGCAGAAAACAGUCGCGUGUGGAAGAGACUGACAUACAGACCCACCCUGCGAUACUCUGAAAAGGAAAUCAUAGACUUCUUGAGACAAGCCCCCAAACUUCAAUGGUUUGUGCCACCAUGUGGUUACACUACCACUGCUCUGCUAAUGGCUAUAAUGAAAUAUUGCAAAAAUAUUAGAAAUUUAGAACUAAAUAUGGCAGAAGCAAAUUGUAAUUUGUUAGAAAAGUUAGUAAGCGACUGUCCAAAUAUAGAGACACUCACUGUCAUUGAUGACAAUUUUGGAGGUUCAAGAUGUUUGCGAUUUGUUAGUCAGUUUCCUAAAGUAAAAACUUUGAGAUUAAAUGAUGACUUUUACUUAACAAGUGGAACAGGACGACGUCAUGAAUAUAUCCUUGCAGAAUUGGCAUUAGGCUGCCCAUCUCUUCAAUGUUUGGACCUUCGUAGUUUAAAACGAUAUUCAAGCCUAGAUUUAGAGUUCUUGCUAGAGAGGAAGAAACAGGAUAUCGUGACUCUGUUUUUAAACUGUAGUUGCAGGGAAGACUAUUUUGAUACUGGUCCUGUGCAAAGCUUGGAGAAGAUAGAUUUAAGUGGUUAUAAACAUUUUGAGACUAAGCUUACAUGGACAAUAUUUGAAAAGUGUCACAAUCUUAAACAAUUGAAUUUUAAGGAGUGCCCUGACAUUAAUGAUGAAAGCUUGGAAAAGAUUUGUAAUCUGAGACAGUUGGAAUGUCUUAAUGUGGCAUGUUGUAAUGACCUAACUGAUCGUGGAGUUGCACACAUUGUAGAGUGUUCAAACCUAAAUGGCAGAAUUUUAAUCAACAGUUUCCUUUUUGGGAUGAUGAGCGGUAACAAUUUGAUUGGUAGGCUUCUGCAGUUGGAGUCAUGUGAUACUUCGCGGUCCAGGUCCCAACAUGAUGGCCAAAAACGUCAGCUCGACUGGCUUAGACAUGCUUGUCUUGGACUGCCAAGAACCAAGCCCCAACCAAGUCAGGCCCUGGUUAGGCAACUUGCCCCACCAGUCCUCUUCUGGGUCCUCUAUAAAGUUAUAAGAAAGUAUAAAUAUGGGGGGGAUGAAGUUUUAAUUGUAAUCUUGUGAAAUUUUUAAAAUAGAAAAAUUAUGUAAUUUAAUGAAUUUUAAUAUAUCUUUGGAAUCUAUUAUUUAGUUUGUGUUGGAAUUAUGUAUAUAAUUCAAUUUCCUGUUGAAUGUAAAUGAGAGGAAUAUGUCGUAUUUACAACUCAUGAAAUGUAUGGGUAGAAAAUAUUAAUGUCAAUUUAUUGUGAAAAUUGCAAAAGAUCUGAUUUAAAUUCAUCAUAUUUUCUUUAUUUGGAACAGUAUGGUGUUAAAAUAAUUAUAUGAGGGUAAGAAUUGUUUCAUUGUAUAUACACGUUUUAGUUUUUUUUAACUUUGCUUACAAAAAAUGUUCAGCUAAAAAUAUCUGAAAGCUUGAAAAAUGUGACUGUUAGUUGGGAAUGAAAUAUCCCAAUUACUUAUACUCACAUAUUGAUUUUUAGCAAUAUUCAUUCAAGAAGAAACUGCAUUGGUUCCAUUAUACACUGUGGAAUUGUAGCCUCUUGUAAAUUUGAAACAAUCAACUUUGUUGCAAUAUCUGUUAAAUUAAAUUAUAAUAAAUUAAAUUGCUCAUAUUUUGAAGAGUUUCAAUGUGGCAACAUUAAGACCAUUCUAGUAUUCAACUCUUGAAUUGUUUUGAAAAUGGGAAUACAAAGGAUGUAUUUUCUCGAAUCAUGUUAUCAGCUUUGUUUUUUCUUGUUAUUGUUUUGUCUAUUUCUGAAGCACAAAUACUUCAGUAAUUAUCCUGAAUUAAAUACGUUUCAAUAAGAGUUGUGAACUUUCUUUUUUUUUUCCAGAUUUGAUUCAAAUUCUGAAAACCGGUUUUGUCUCUUGAAACAUCAGAAUAAUUUCUGAACAAAGAAUAUUAUAUUUCUUCCUUAUCAUGUUCAUUCUUAAUAGUCAUAUCUGAUAUCAAUUGUCUGUUUGUGUGAAAGAAUUUUCUUGCAAAGUAUCCUCAGGUUUAUAGACAAAGAUGAUUUCUCAUUACUUAUUUAAAAAAGCUUAUGAAACAUUUCACAGCUUGUUGGGUCGUCUCAUCUUUCUUGUUAUUUUCUCUUACUUAAUUUUGACUAUCUGAAAUAUUUUUUAUUUUUAUU
This is a messenger RNA of Gryllus bimaculatus (two-spotted cricket), 2471 nucleotides long. The record is from the annotation of a GenBank genome assembly. Lineage: Eukaryota; Metazoa; Arthropoda; Insecta; Orthoptera; Gryllidae.